This is a messenger RNA of Aspergillus oryzae RIB40, 654 nucleotides long. Its product is annotated as 60S ribosomal protein uL1. Gene Ontology annotation, cellular component: large ribosomal subunit. The transcript is spliced from 4 exons. NCBI's taxonomy places the organism in Eukaryota, Fungi, Ascomycota, Eurotiomycetes, Eurotiales, Aspergillaceae. Gene Ontology annotation, biological process: translation. Gene Ontology annotation, molecular function: RNA binding; structural constituent of ribosome. The record is from RefSeq and is a predicted model, not a curated record. The coding region runs from base 1 to 654 and encodes 217 amino acids.
AUGUCUAAGAUCACAGUCGCCGGAGUGCGCCAGAAUAUCCAGCAGCUGCUGGACUACUCUCAGAAUGAGAAGAAGAGAAACUUCCUCGAGACCGUCGAGCUCCAGAUCGGUCUGAAGAACUACGACCCCCAGCGUGACAAGCGUUUCUCUGGCACCAUCAAGCUGCCUUCCGUUCCUCGUCCCAACAUGACCAUCUGUAUUCUUGGUGACCAGCACGAUCUCGACCGUGCUAAGCACCACGGUAUUGAUGCCAUGUCUACUGAGGAUCUGAAGAAGCUUAACAAGAACAAGAAGCUCAUCAAGAAGCUUGCUCGCAAGUACGAUGCCUUCCUUGCUUCCGAUGGUCUCAUCAAGCAGAUCCCCCGUCUCUUGGGUCCCGGUCUUUCCAAGGCUGGUAAAUUCCCUACCCCCAUCUCUCACGCUGAGGACAUGGCCAACAAGGUCACCGAUGUCAAGUCUACCAUCAAGUUCCAGCUUAAGAAGGUUCUCUGUCUCGGUGUUGCCGUUGGCAACGUUGGCAUGACUGAGGAUGAGCUGAUUGCUAACGUCAUGUUGGCCAUCAACUACCUCGUCUCUCUCCUCAAGAAGGGAUGGCAGAACGUUGGCAGCCUUGUCCUCAAGGCUUCCAUGUCUCCUCCCAAGCGUCUCUACUAA